AAAAAUUCGAUAAAAGUGUUUGACCUUGACAUUAACUGUCAGAUUCCACAAUUUUUAAUGUUUGUGUUUCUACUUAAACGGUUUUGUCUAAAGAAUCAAAAAUCAAUAUCACAAUUAGCUUUAACUACUAAAUAUAAUACUGAUAUUUUUUGGCUGCAGACUAAGUCACUCUUCUCAUCGACAAUGUCCAAAACUGCGCUGAUGAUACUCUCUCAAGGUGCUGAAGAAAUGGAGACAGUUAUUACUGUUGAUAUGCUGAGAAGGGGUGGUGUGACAGUCACUUUAGCUGGCUUAGACGGCGACGCCCCAGUGCUCUGUUCGAGACAAGUGACUCUCGUGCCGGACAAAUCAUUGGCUAAUGCGCUGGCUGAAAGUGCUCAAUAUGAUGCUGUUAUACUCCCGGGUGGGCUGGAGGGCUCCGAGCGUCUCUCCAAGUCGGACGUCGUCGGUACACUGUUAAAAGACCACGAGAAAUCCGGCAAGAUAGUAGCUGCCAUAUGUGCAGCUCCCACAGCCUUCGUAGCGCAUGGGGUGGCGAAGGGCAAGCGCAUUACAUCCUACCCGACCACUAAGGACAAGAUCACGUCCGACUACACGUACGUGGAGGGCGAGCGGGUGGUGGUGGACGGCAACAUCGUCACCAGUAGGGGCCCUGGCACAGCUUACUGGUUUGGACUGAAACUGAUUGAAAUGCUGACUGGCAAGGAGAAGGCUGAUCAAGUGGAAAAGGGAAUGAUCAUCUCCGGAUACUAGUCUCUUCAAAAACGAUACGAUAUAAUAUUGGAAGAAAGUGCUUAUUGGCUGUUAUUUGAAUAUGUGAAAUUUGAUUUCAUAAGUAAAUACUAAAUUAAGGAAACUUUAAUAUAUAAAAUAUAAUAUAUAAAUCGUUUUUU
This is a messenger RNA of Nymphalis io (European peacock), 893 nucleotides long. It is a transcript of the gene BmDJ-1beta, whose product is annotated as protein dj-1beta-like. The record is from RefSeq and is a predicted model, not a curated record. Gene Ontology annotation, cellular component: nucleus; cytosol. Gene Ontology annotation, biological process: protein deglycation, glyoxal removal; guanine deglycation, glyoxal removal. Gene Ontology annotation, molecular function: protein deglycase activity. Lineage: Eukaryota; Metazoa; Arthropoda; Insecta; Lepidoptera; Nymphalidae. The coding region runs from base 58 to 753 and encodes 231 amino acids. The transcript is spliced from 6 exons.